UUCUCCUCGAGCGUCGAGUGAAAGUUUUCCUGGGUAGACGAAACGGAAAGUUUGGGAGCCUUACCAAAGCUGUGAAAUUGCGAUUAACACCCCGCUAAACCCUUCAGGAUGUCUUCUCCUUCCAGAAGGCUGCAGACCAAGCCUGUGAUAACAUGUCUUAAGACAUUUCUUAUUUCUUACAGUCUUAUAUUUUGGUUAACAGGGGUCAUCCUGCUGGCGGUUGGCGUGUGGGGCAAGGUGAGAAUGGAGUCCUUCUUCUCUCUGGCCUCAGACAAAAGCACCAAUGCGCCCUAUGUGCUCAUCGGCACUGGUGCCAUCAUCGUCAUCUUUGGCCUGUUUGGCUGCUUGGCUACAUGUCGCGGGAGCCCCUGGAUGCUUAAGCUGUAUGCCAUGUUCCUGAUCCUGGUGUUCUUAGCCGAGCUGGUGGCAGGCAUCUCUGGCUUCGUCUUUAGACAUGAGAUAAAGGAUAUAUUACAUGUAUCCUUUAAAAGUGCUAUGGAUAAAUACGAUGGUACCAGCUCCCAGAGUCACACAUUGGACACCAUCCAGACAUCUCUGGAAUGCUGUGGAUCUGUAAACUACACGGACUGGGAGAACACGGGAUACUUCAAAAGCAAAGGGAUUCCUAAAAGCUGCUGCAAGGAGAGCGACGUUUGCCCCCUCGACGACCUUAAAAACCCAGACAAAGCUGCCAAGGUGGUUUUCCCUGAGGGCUGUUUUUCUAAGGUAUCUAAUAAAAUGGAGUCCAACCUUGGAAUCAUUGCAGGGAUCUCCUUUGGAAUAGCCUUCUUCCAGCUCAUAGGAGUCUUCCUGGCCUGCUGUUUGUCCCGGUACAUCACAAACAACCAGUAUGAGAUGGUCUAGGAGCGGCCUGAUACAGACUGAUCUGGAUGAAAGCUGCCUAAAGGGACCCAGUUUUUACCUUUUUUGUCUCUUUGUAUGUGUGUGUUUUGUUUCAUUUUAGAUCAUGUGCUGCUUGUUAAAGGCUGUUUUUCAUUUCUCCGUUAUUUCUGGAAUGAAGGGAAACGCAGACCAUGAAUUCACCUCACAAAGAAAUCUACUUGGAUCUGUGGCAGAUCGUUUUGACUGAAAUGUUUGUCACAUACUGGACUGGCACAAAUUAUGGAAACAUUGCAUUUAUAUACAGUGUUUGACGAUUCGUGAAAAAAAUGUUUUGCAACAAUUUAUCUUUGCAUAAUAAAUGUAGCCCUGUGAUGGACUGGCGACCUGUCCAGGGUGUAUUCCUGCCUUUCGCCCAAUGUAUGCUGGGAUAGGCUCCAGCCCCCCUGCGACCCUGUUCAGGAUAAGCGGGUUAAGAUAAUGGAUGGAUGGAUGGAUGGAUAGUAAAUGUAUUUGUAAUAAAUGUAUUAUCAUCAUAAAACAAAAACAAAAAAUCAUAAGAAUUUGUGUUAAAUAAUAAUCAUUACUCCUUCCUAUAUAGAACAGUACAGGUGUCCUGUACAGGUGGCUGGCCUGUUGCGUAGUGGUUACGGUAAAUGACUGGGACACGCAAAGUUGGUGGUUCUAAUCCCGGUGUAGCCACAAUAAGAUCCGCACAGCUGUUGGGCCCUUGAGCAAGGCCCUUAACCCUGCAUUGCUCCAGGGGAGGAUUGUCUCCUGCUUAGUCUAAUCAACUGUAUGUCGCUCUGGAUAAGAGCGUCUGCCAAAUGCCGAUAAUGUGAUGUAAUGGAAUAGUUCACAACUACAUCAUCGAACACUCUAAUGUAUCUUACGGUUGUAAAUUUUAUAACCGCUUGAACAUGUCUUUGUCCAAUAUUUUUGUACAUAAAAUUAUAUUUAUAAAAGUUUUUUAUGUAUAUAUACAUUUCAUUUCAAAUUACUGAUGGUCACGUGAUGUCAUUACCACUCAUUGUAUUCUUUUUGAAUACAUUUUUACAUACAAGAAUGGUUCAGAAAAACAAAAAAAGGGUCAAAGAUUCGACACGAAACGUCUUUAAACACAGUGUUUCCAUAAUGCGUGCCGGUACCGUUAUAACAAUUAUAACAAUGUGAAAAGUCAAAUGUAAUUCUCAUUUAAAUCAGCGGUGUCUGCUGGCGAGCAACCGUUUUAAUGAGUCAUUCCAGACCUGAUUUAUUGCCAAUGUUUUGAUGGGAACAUCAGUCACCUGAUGUUAAUCACCUGUGAACAGCUGAAGUCUGAUGUUAAACCUGCAGGACUGUCGAUGGCCAGAACCAGGAGGGGUACACCGCUGAUUUAAAAUUCAUCCAUUACAUUUCAUAGAGCCAUUAAACCAUUACCAGUGUUUUGUGCAUAUCUCCUCAUCCCACAUAAAUGUUGUUACGGUGCAUGCAGUAAGCUAUUUAAACUCUUUUGGGCCCGCACUGUAUGAUGUAUAUGUAAGGCAAUGUGUUCAACCUUUAUAUAUAUAGUGACAUUCCACAAAUUGAAACUUUUGCCCACCACUCUGUGAUGGACACUGUUAUAGUUCCAGCCCUAACCUACAAGGAAAUGGAAAGGGAAAGCUGACACUGGUAUUAAAAGCAUUUAUGGCAGGCGAUUUAUGUGCUGUGAACUCUGGUCAGCCUUUACCCAUUUUUCUUUGACUUGUUCAAGUGAAUACAAAGUGCCAUUUAGUCAGAUCCUCGAUUCAGACUAGCCAUAGCCAUCUCUGUGAUGAUUCAAGAGGCCAGAUUGAGUUUGUUAUUUAAUUCCAAAUGUGUGCCUUUUGAACCUCAGCUUUGCCUCUGAGAAUGUAUUUGAUCCGUACAUAUCCCUUCUCUUUUUGAUGUCCAUAAAAAUGUCAAAUCUAGGAAGAGCUGAUGUGUUGGAUUUAAAGAAAGUUGUAUAAAUGUAACAUAAAUAUUCAUGUAAAAAAAUUGAAAGAAUGAAUAGCAGAGAAAAUCAUGCCACCAAUUAAUCUAAUUGGAAACAAAGGGAAUUUUGUUACUUAAGGGAAAAGAAAAUUGUGCAUAUAAUCACUGCAAAAUAUAUUUUUCAUCAGCUAGAACUAUUUAGUGGUUUUGUGCAACUUUUGCCUCUUUAGGCGUAAAAUCUUGGAGCAACUCUAUAAUUAAUGUCUUGUUCACAUAUUUUGUGGUUUCAAAAAUAAAACUUGCUUAUUGUCAGUGUUUAA
Conger conger (European conger) is the source of this 3095-nucleotide messenger RNA. RefSeq names its product tetraspanin 7 (gene tspan6). Lineage: Eukaryota; Metazoa; Chordata; Actinopteri; Anguilliformes; Congridae. The coding region runs from base 109 to 864 and encodes 251 amino acids. Gene Ontology annotation, cellular component: membrane. The record is from RefSeq and is a predicted model, not a curated record. The transcript has 8 exons.